Trametes versicolor FP-101664 SS1 is the source of this 1014-nucleotide messenger RNA. RefSeq lists its product as uncharacterized. The transcript has 2 exons. Lineage: Eukaryota; Fungi; Basidiomycota; Agaricomycetes; Polyporales; Polyporaceae. The record is from RefSeq and is a predicted model, not a curated record. Bases 1 to 1014 code for a protein of 337 amino acids. Gene Ontology annotation, molecular function: protein binding.
AUGGCCUCACCCCACCCGGAUACCUCUACUCCGCCUACUUUCCAGCGCGAUGUGGACAUCUGGAUCGAAGAUGGGAACGUCGUGCUCGUGGCGGACCACAGUGUCGCCUUCCGUCUGUACCGGGGUCUCCUUGCCCACCAUUCCACCAUCUUCCACGACAUGUUCUCUAUAGGCAACGCUGUUUCCGGGGACGACGAGAAGAUGGACGAUGUUCCUGUUGUCCACCUCACCGAUCCACCAGAAGCGCUCCGCCUCUUCCUCCUGGUCCUGAUAUCUUCCGGAUUCAGCACACCCCGCUGGUCGCAUGCGAACCUCCCGGAGGACUUGCCCUUCCCGAUGUUCGACGCCAUCAUGCGGAUAGCCCACAAGUACGAGGCGACCCGCAUCCUUUCGACGUUGUCAUACCUUCUUGGCGAGAUGGCGAAUGUAUCUCGACGCGGACCUUGGGGCGAUAAACGCUUAGAUCUAUCUCACAGCGAAUCAUUCCGAGAUUCGCAUGCCACCCUCGUAUUUUCCAACGACCACGCGAUCGAGGCCCUCGAUCUCGCACGAUGUGUCGGCGCGAAGCCCAGCGUCGUGGCGGCCUUUCUCUGGCAAUGCUGCGUCCAAGGGCCGCUCUACCUCCGUGACGGCAUCACGCGCGACGGCGUCGUCCGGCGACUGUCCGAGGAGGACUACGUACGCUGCGUAGCCGCUUUACCGCAGCUCCUCCUGGCACGCCGCGACUUGGUCCUGCAGACUGCGCGGUCGAACGUUUCGCUUGUGGCUCGGAGGCCGUGCGCGAGGGGCACGACUUGUACAGAAGACUUCUGCGACAAGUAUACACAGAAUCCCCCGCCUAUGAACCUGGAGGGUGGAGAGGGUAGCGCGGUCGUACCGUAUGACGGGGAGCUAUCGUGGAAUUGGAGUAGGACUUGCAUGUGCAAUUCGUGUUAUGGAUGGCUCCUUCAGGACCUUAGGAGGGCUUUCCAGAGAUAUUGGGAGUUCGACUUGCCGAAGAUAUUCCAACUGUAA